Molecule: messenger RNA, 935 nt
Organism: Gadus chalcogrammus (walleye pollock)
Lineage: Eukaryota; Metazoa; Chordata; Actinopteri; Gadiformes; Gadidae
Gene: wfdc1
Product: WAP four-disulfide core domain 1
Exons: 6
Coding region: 117-743 (208 amino acids)
Biological process (GO): regulation of cell growth
Cellular component (GO): extracellular region
Molecular function (GO): peptidase inhibitor activity
Source: RefSeq, a predicted model, not a curated record
CGAGUUAGGAAACGCUUGUGGAUUGGAUUACUUAGACGAGCAGCCAAGAGAGACCAGCAGAGACCAGGAGAGACCAGGAGAGGAGCAGGGUUUGAGAGAGGAGAGGUCCGGGCUCCAUGGCGGCACCUCUCGCUCUGCUGCUGUUUCUCCUGGUUCUGGCCCCUGAGAGCCGGGCUGCCAGGAGGCUUGUGAAGAGAGGUCUCCACCAGAAGGACUACGAGUACCCCAACCAGGCCCUCCCUGCGGGCCACCAGAAGAACGACCGCUGCCCGCCGCCGCCACAGAGGCUCCCGGAGAGGGCCUGCGAGGCCCCGGGCUGCCGCUCCGACUCAGAGUGCGAGCGCCACAAACGAUGCUGCUACAACGGCUGCAUCUACGCCUGCCUGGAGUCCGUCCAGCCGCCGCCAGUUCUAGACUGGCUGGUGCAGCCCAAGCCGCGGUGGCUGGGGGGAAACGGCUGGCUGCUGGACGGGCCAGAGGAGGCACUGCAGGCCGAGGCGUGCAGCACCACGGAGGACGGGGACGAGCCGCUCCACUGCCCCACGGGGUACGAGUGCCACAUCAUCAGCCCCGGGAACCCAGCGGCCGGCGUCCCCAACCGGGGCCAGUGCAUCAGGCAGCGCGGGAACUCAGACGGACGAAACCUGAGACACAAAUACUUCAAGGACUACAAGGAUUACUACGGAAGUGACACCAACAACGCAGUAGGCUACGAGAAGCCCCACCACAGGAACCUGGGCUGAAGAGCCCCCCACAGACCCAGCCCUCCUGUCUCCGUCUGGGGACCCCCUGGACCACCCUGGACCACCUGGGCCCACCCUGGACCACCCUGGACCCCAAAGGACCCCCCCAGGACCACCCUGGACACCCCUGAAACCCCUGGACCCGGCAGACCCAGCCCUCUUGUCUCCGUCUGGGGAUCACCCUGGACCACC